AAGAAAAAAAGAAAAGGCGCCGGUGUAUUCUUAUCUUGCAGCAAAAGAAACUCCGGGUACUUAACAGAUCGGCGGUGAUAGAUUAGGAACUACAAGUGAGUGAUAGACGAAUGUCAGGGAUGGAACGCCUUCAGAGGAUGUUUGCCGGUGCCGGUGGUGCGUUGGGACACCCUCCCCCGGACUCCCCCACCUUAGAUUCUUCCGAGCAGGUCUAUAUCUCCUCGCUCGCGCUCCUCAAGAUGCUCAAGCACGGAAGAGCUGGGGUUCCGAUGGAGGUGAUGGGUUUGAUGCUGGGAGAGUUUGUUGAUGAGUACACGGUUCGUGUUGUUGACGUCUUUGCCAUGCCCCAAAGUGGUACUGGUGUUAGUGUCGAAGCCGUCGAUCAUGUUUUUCAGACCAACAUGCUCGAUAUGCUUAAACAGACUGGACGGCCUGAGAUGGUCGUGGGUUGGUAUCAUUCUCAUCCAGGGUUUGGAUGUUGGCUAUCUGGUGUUGAUAUUAAUACACAACAGAGUUUUGAGGCUCUGAAUCAGAGAGCUGUCGCGGUGGUCGUGGAUCCAAUCCAGAGUGUUAAGGGGAAGGUGGUGAUUGAUGCUUUUCGUCUAAUUAACCCUCAGACUAUGAUGCUUGGGCAGGAACCACGCCAAACAACUUCCAACCUCGGGCAUCUUAAUAAGCCAUCUAUUCAAGCGUUAAUCCAUGGGUUGAACCGACACUAUUACUCGAUUGCAAUAAACUACAGGAAGAAUGAGCUUGAGGAGAAGAUGUUGCUCAACCUUCACAAGAAGAAAUGGACUGAUGGUCUGACACUUCGCCGAUUCGAUACCCAUUCGAAAACCAACGAGCAGACCAUUCAAGAAAUGCUGAGCUUGGCUAUCAAGUACAACAAAGCAGUCCAGGAGGAAGAUGAGUUGCCCCCUGAGAAGCUCGCAAUAGCAAAUGUGGGCAGACAAGAUGCUAAGAAACACCUUGAAGAACAUGUCUCCAACUUGAUGUCAUCAAACAUCAUCCAAACAUUAGGAACAAUGCUAGACACGGUAGUAUUUUGAAGCUCCACAUUGUUAUCCUGCAACUAAAAGGUGCUCUAUUUAAACAUCGCCCUAUGAGAAGCUACACGUCCAUUGCGAUCUGAUCGGGAUGUAAGAUCUUUCAAUGCUUAUUGGUUUUGAUCUAUUGUAAUUCCUAUCUCCCUUUUUUAGUUGAUAGAGACAGAAAUGGUAAACUUUAGAACUUGAUUGAUGCUGAUUUUAUUGGGUUUAUAUGAUGAUAUCUGAUUUUAUCUUUGA
Molecule: messenger RNA, 1286 nt
Organism: Cucurbita pepo subsp. pepo (vegetable marrow)
Lineage: Eukaryota; Viridiplantae; Streptophyta; Magnoliopsida; Cucurbitales; Cucurbitaceae
Product: 26S proteasome non-ATPase regulatory subunit 14 homolog
Molecular function (GO): protein binding; metallopeptidase activity
Source: RefSeq, a predicted model, not a curated record